CAAACGUAGGUUCCAUUUCUUCUCCAACUCUCUCUGCCGUCCGAUCUCUCUGUGUGUUAACUCACUCUCAAAACACCAAGCUUUUUUAAUCCCAUCAUCAUAAAGCCCGCCAAAUACAAAAAUUAAACGUCUUUUUCUUCUCUACUUAGAAAUCAAACGAACCAAAAUUCAAAAAAAAAACAAAAAAAACAAAGAUUCUGAUCCGCCUGUAAGGUCAACUAUCAAGUCAACUAAGGGUUUUUGAGUAUGGCGGAAGCUCCGGCGAGUCCAGGAGGUGGUGGAAGUCAUGAUAGUGGUGGUGAUCGGAGCCCUCAAUCGAACGUGAGGGAGCAGGACAGGUACCUUCCGAUCGCGAAUAUUGGUCGCAUAAUGAAAAAGGGAUUGCCUACUAAUGCAAAGGUAGCUAAGGAAGCUAAAGAUACUGUUCAGGAAUGUGUAUCUGAGUUCAUCAGUUUCAUUACCAGCGAGGCAAGUGACAAGUGUCAGAAAGAGAAGAGAAAGACGAUUAAUGGAGAUGAUUUGGUAUGGGCACUGACCACGUUAGGAUUUGAGGACUACAUUGAGCCACUAAAGGCCUAUUUGGUUAGGUACAGAGAGAUGGAGGGAGUAAAUAUAUCAGAAAGCGGAGUUGCUUUUAUAUACUGCAGCAGACCGUCUACUAGGAGAGAGUAAAUCCUAGUAGUUCAUUCUAAUUUUUUUAAGGAUCUGAUUCGGUGAACCUCCCGCCUGAUAAACCUAAAUCUAACUUAAAGAUGGCUAUACCCUUUUUUUCUUUUCUUUUCAAUGUAUAUGAUAUUACUUUCCUAUUUCAGAUUCAUUUAGUUUGUAUUUGUGAUGAAAUAAGAUAUCCAGAACAAAUUACAUCUCCGAUAUCAAAUUUAAUGUUUCCAAGAUACUUGAUAUUAAAUAAGUCUUCGAGAAAAUCCUAGAGUGUCAUCAAUCAGCAAAGUUAAGUAUGUACUUGAACUCUGCAUAAAUUUUGCUGUCUUUAUUUUACCUUAAAACAUUUUUGCUUCCAUGUCAAAAGGGUAAAAAAUCUUUAAUUUAUCUCCGGUGCACUUGUAUAAGAGCAUGAUAAUAACACGUUUAGUACUUGAUUAUAUAUCUUUUCGCCUAAAACUACUAAGCCCUAAAUAAAUAAUCAAUAAACAAAAAAGAAAACUACUAAGCCCUAAAUUGUCUAACAUUUCAACUUUGAGCAUUUUAUGUGAGAGAACUAGUGAAAUGUGUUCAUUCCAUCUUUUCAUUUGUGAUAUUAACCAUUGGAGGACCUCAUGAAUGCCUCGUCCAUGGAGUAAAAGAAAUCACUAAUAAAAAUGAGAAUUACUUGUCAAAAAAGACAAUCAAUUGCUGAAAGAGAAUUUUCAAACGCCAAUAACCAAAACAUGUGGCAGAGAUAUCUUAUUCGGAAUGAGGGAGUAUGUAAAUAAGGUUUCAUUUCCCGAGGAAGGUUAACUUUGAAGUCUUUGAUUUAAGGGAAUUGCUUUCCAAUUAUUCGUUUGGCCUAGAGACCUAUUGGAGUCUAGUUAGGGAAUAGGAAAUGCUGGAAAACAGGAAGCUACUAUAUACCUCACAUGAUUUGGAGUUAUGAGAAUGUUUUUUACAGGUAAUGAUCAUGAAUAUUCAUCUUAAGCAACAUCUUAUCCGUCAUUUUCAGACUAAAGAGCCAGGUAAAAUAAAGUAGUUCUCAGGCACUGAGGUGGUACAAUCUAGCAGUGGAAUUCUCAUUUUGUGGAGGAACUAUGAAGAUUGACGAACAACAAACCCAAAUUUUCAGACGCUCUUUACCUUGUUUGUGAGUUAAAAAAUGAUAUUGUAGACCAAGGAAUUCGAGUGUAGAUACUUGUGGUGUCUGAAUAUCAUCUAUAAAAUAUUCUUUAUGAGAUAAAGCCAUACAAUGCACGGAAUGAAAAAAAAUGUUGUAGCACUUGUUUCAUACCAUAUGUGCUAAUGUCGACUAAUUGGGUUAACAUAAGUCUUUUCUCAACUUCUUGUUGGAGAUCCAGAGCCCUUACAAUAGCUUAAGAUUCAUACUUCCAGUGACUCUGAUUAGAUACUUGAGCUUUAGUUUGAUGUUAGCUAUCUUAGUGUAUCUCCAAAAGACUGUGAACACGGACUUGGUCUAGUCGGGUAUAUCUAGAAACCCAAUUGAGUUAAUAUUAACGGGAUCAUGAGAAGAGCAAGAUCAUUGAUGGGAUCUCAUUAAAUUGUGUUUCCCGGUGAACUAUAUUGCUCGGACUCUCCAAAAAUGUUGCCGCACCCGUGUCAAAUUCUCAAAAAAUGCACUACUUUUGGAGAAUCUCACACGCACCCCUCGACAUUUCUGAAGAAUCUGAGCAACAUAGCCGGUGAACAAAUUAUGACUUAUGAGUUAUAGUUGUGAAUCAAGAUAUAAUGAUAUAUGAGAUUUGAGAAUAUAUCUAGGAUAUGACAUACCUUAUGAUCUACUUGUAGAUCCGUAUUCGACGAGAAGCUAUAUAUUCCUAACAGACGUAUAGUGCUUAGCUCUCACAGUAUGUGGUAGCACAGUUUACUUCCCUGUAUGAAUGAAUGAUUGUGGUGAUGAGAUGAAAAUAUGUUUGUCAUAUUAGAUGAGCACUCUCAUUAAGUCUAUAAGGGUAAAUUAGUGAUUUUAGUAAUUACUGUUAAUCCUAAUAUUUUCCUAUAUAACAAACCUACAAAGUACGCUUGAAAAUAGUUUAAGGCUUGAAACACGUAUGGAACAAUUGCGCGAAAGAGAAGGAGCAAAUAUUGCUUUUAGGAAGCGUUUCCUACAUGUUUCAAGUCUUAAUAUUGUGUGUUCUUAGUUCAUAAAAUACUUUCAAGCGCAGGUGUACUUUCAUAGGAAAAUAUUAGGGCUAACCUUAAUUACUAAAAUUACUUUUUUUUAUCCUUGUAGGUUGAGCACCCCUUAUGGGUGGACUCUUAUGCAGAGUGGACAUGAUAUCCUUCAGACCAAUGAUCCACUUUAGGGUAUUGUGUUCUAAUUGGAAGAUAUCUAGUAUCUUGGAAAAGCAAAAAAGGCUAGAUGUAGUAAUUAGAUCAAGUGUAGAGGUAGAAUACUAAACAAUGACUUUGACCACAUAUGAGCUUAUAUCGCUAAACCAACUUUUCCAAGAGUUGAGGUGCUGAGAAGUGUGAAAAGAAAUUGGCCAGGUGGAAGACCCAAUAUCUGUCUAUGGGUGGCGGAUUUGUUAGGAUUUAAAUCCCAAAUCCGACCUUUGUAAGCAGGUUCCCAGGAAAGAUUGGAGGGUCACAGCUGGACCACUUAAAUACCAACCUCCUUAGACAGAACCUACUUACGCCGUGAUGUAAGCGAAGAAUAAAUAGCACACACAGAUUUAUAGUGGUUCACCCUCAAUGUGAGAGCUACGUCCACGUUGCUGCUGCAGAUCUUAUUAAAGAAGAAAUAUUACAAGUGUUUACAACACUCAACCUCACAACCCCAAUCCCAAUUACACUCAAGAAUUUUACCACAGAAAAUUCUCUCAAAGACCUUCUCUUACUUAGGCCUUUCACUAAGAGUAUUUCUCUUAGAUUUUUUCUCUCUUGGGAUGUGUAUAGCAAAUGAUCUUAAUGAUAUCUUACAAAUGAACCAUAAGCUACCUAUUUAUAGGAAUGAAUUUCCUAUGAUGAGGUAAGCGCUUACAUCACGACUAUUAUGAGGUAAGCGCUUACAUCACGACUAUGUGAACAAAAGAAUUGGCUUGUUUGGCCAAUUCCACACCUAACAAAUCUCCCACUUGAAGACUAAUUUUAAUUUGUCUUCACACUUUGAUCGAUGCAGCAGCUCUUUCCUACUUUCAUACUUCGUGCAGGCCAACUGAAGUUGAGCAUAGCUU
Molecule: messenger RNA, 3842 nt
Organism: Lycium barbarum (goji berry)
Lineage: Eukaryota; Viridiplantae; Streptophyta; Magnoliopsida; Solanales; Solanaceae
Product: nuclear transcription factor Y subunit B-10-like
Exons: 4
Coding region: 247-672 (141 amino acids)
Biological process (GO): regulation of transcription by RNA polymerase II
Cellular component (GO): nucleus; CCAAT-binding factor complex
Molecular function (GO): RNA polymerase II cis-regulatory region sequence-specific DNA binding; DNA-binding transcription activator activity, RNA polymerase II-specific; protein heterodimerization activity
Source: RefSeq, a predicted model, not a curated record